Linum tenue is the source of this 3642-nucleotide messenger RNA. NCBI's taxonomy places the organism in Eukaryota, Viridiplantae, Streptophyta, Magnoliopsida, Malpighiales, Linaceae. The record is from the annotation of a GenBank genome assembly.
ACCCGCACGCAGCCUAGCCGAACCCUAACUAACUCUCCAUCUCCCUCAUUAGUCAUUCCUCUGCUUUCCGCCCUUUCCCAACUCUGCCUCUUUCUUCUUGUUUCGCCAUUACACACUCCCUCUCUCUCAAUCUCUCACUAAUUUGUGCUCGCCGACGCCGUUGGUAUCAAAUCUGCCAUGGGCGAUUCGAAUCUUUCGCCGUUUACCAACCAUCAAUUUCCCUCGCCGACGCCACCGACGCCUUCGUCGUCGUCCUCCUCAUCUGCGCAGCUCAAUGUCCCUUCCACGAUGCCACGCCCGUCCCUGAAUCUCGAAACCCUAGCUCCGAUUCCUUCGUUCUCGUCUUCGUCAUCGGAGCACGUCAAGCGCCUAAUUAACUCCAAGCAUUACGUCUCCCCUUCCAAGACUAUCUGUUUCGACAGAUUCAUUCCGAGUAGAUCCGGUUCCAACUUCGAGCUUUUCCACAUCCCCUCUACCCCUUCGCCGUCGUCGGCGGCGGCGGGGUCGAAUGUCUCUACUCCAGGGGGGAAUGAUGGCGGGAAGGAAGAAUCCCCCAGUGCUUACGCUGCACUUCUCCGGGAUGCGCUCUUCGGCACCAAUACGCCAGAUAAGAGGGAAAUCCCGGGGCGGAAUAUCUUCCGGUACAGAACUGAGACGAGGCAGCCCAUGCAGUCGUUUUCCCCAUAUGGGUUUGAUGAUGAAGGGCCUGGAGUUAGCCAGAGCCCCGUCAAGGCUCCAAGAAAGGUGCCCAGAUCGCCUUACAAGGUUUUGGAUGCGCCUGCAUUGCAAGAUGAUUUUUAUUUGAACUUAGUGGACUGGUCCUCGCAGAAUGUGCUAGCGGUUGGGUUGGGAAAUUGUGUGUAUUUGUGGAACGCUUGCAGCAGUAAGGUAACAAAGUUGUGUGAUUUAGGAAUUGAUGACAGUGUUUGCUCAGUAGGGUGGGCACAGCGUGGCACGAAUAAUCUCGCUGUUGGAACGUUUAAUGGGAAAGUCCAGAUUUGGGAUGCAUCUCGUUGCAAGAAAAUUAGGAACAUGGAGGGCCAUCGAUUGCGUGUUGGCGCGUUAGCUUGGAGUUCAUCUGUGCUGUCUUCCGGUAGUCGUGAUAAGAGUAUACUGCAACGCGAUAUACGCUCUCCUGAAGACUUUGUUAGUAAACUCUCCGGUCAUAAAUCCGAGGUCUGUGGGCUAAAGUGGUCAUAUGACAACCGUCAGUUGGCGUCAGGUGGAAACGAUAAUAGGCUUUUUGUUUGGAACCAACAUUCGACUCAGCCAGUACUAAAAUACUGUGAGCAUACAGCAGCUGUAAAAGCAAUAGCUUGGUCUCCUCAUCUUCACGGUCUCCUUGCUUCUGGUGGUGGUACUGCCGAUCGGUGCAUACGAUUCUGGAACACAACCACUAAUUCACACCUGAGCUGUAUGGACACUGGUAGUCAGGUCUGCAAUCUUGUAUGGUCUAAGAAUGUGAAUGAACUCGUGAGCACUCAUGGAUACUCCCAAAACCAAAUAAUAGUAUGGAGAUAUCCAACGAUGUCAAAGGUACAGAAGUUACACCUAGUUCCCCUUCCACUCAUUGAUGAAUGUUCAUCCCGUUCAUUCUUAAAAUGCUUAUUCGACUGAUGCAGUUGGCAACACUCACGGGUCAUACAUACAGAGUCCUCUAUCUUGCCAUUUCACCGGAUGGACAGACAAUCGUUACUGGCGCGGGAGACGAAACACUUCGGUUCUGGAAUGUGUUCCCUUCCCCUAAAUCCCAGAACACCGACAGUGAGAUUGGAGCAUCAUCCUUUGGAAGAACAACUAUUCGGUGACUUCACGUUUCUUACUUUCCACGUGAAGUCAUGUGAAGUGUUUGUAGAGAAGAGGCUAAUUAUUCUGCUGCAGUGACUUCCGGUUUGUCACUAGCAUCCCCCCUGUUUAAUAGAUGUACAGUUUGAUCAUGCUGUCAAUUUUUGUACACCGACAUUAUUGACAGUCCCCAAUGUAUAUCAAGCCAAAGAAUCUCCCCACCAAUUACUGGAUUCUUGGCCGUUUUUGUAUAUAUAUAUAAAAUCAUCAUUCCCACUGCGGAAGCUUUUGAGUCUGCACCUGUCUUCAGAACAACUCGUGGUCGUGGAUACUCUUGAUCACUUGUAGAAACUACUAUACAAAGCUUGAGAGAGUCCAUUAUAUUAUAGUAUCCUAUCAAUUGGGACACACAGUAGAACUUCUUGUUACCUUGUACUCCAACAUGGAGUCAUGAAACCCAAAAAAAAAAAAACCCAGCUACUGGGUGAAAAGAUUGAUCAACAUCCCCCACCCUUUCCGCUACAAUAUUACGGAGGGUCGGGUUGGGUCGACAGAUUCUGAUUCGCACGCGAAUUUCCUUAUUUACAAGUGUGACACACAGACGAAUCAAAUGCAUUGGAGUUUCACCAUGGAAAACAAAGAUUUUCUCUAAAGGGUUGAUGCUAGACGGGGGGCUGAUGCAAGCCCUCCUGGGUCGCUCUCUUGGAAUCCCCAGGUUGUUGAGUUUGAGAAGCAAAGGGAAAGUUUUUAGACCAUGGGAUCAUGCUGAUGGGUGGAAAACAACAGCUGCAGUCUUCUUGGCAUGGCUCUGGCAACCCCCAAUUGCUUGAUGACUGUCCCUUCUCUUCUCCAUCCACCUCCGGGCCUACCUUAGUCCCACCACCCUUCUUUGAAGAAGGUGCUGCAGCAUCCAUGAGCGGGCCCCAGCACUCCACCUUGUUGAAUUCUGGAAUUGUGGAGUGAAAGUAAACCCACACCAGCGCCUCCUGUAAUUCCGGGUGGUGGUUCAACAGAUUCCCAUCUCCAUGAACAAAGGCCUUGAGCACCACGGGUAGUUCUUUGCAGAAGAUGAAAUAUCUGAGCCUAGCAAAGAGAUCAAGUAAGAAAUGGCCACCACUGAUGUGGCAGUGAACAUGGAGUGACAUCUUCCCUUUCACCUUCUUCCACUCGGCCACCACUUCAUCUCUGUACAGCUUGUUGGCCCAUCCUUGAAGCUGGGAGUUGUUUAUGGACUGAGAGAUGGCCAAAGUGAGCUUGGAGGUGAUAUCACUGUGGGUGAGUGUAUACGUCCUGGGCAACUUGCCUGGAUGCUUCUUCUCAUCAACCCCUAAAAACAACACCUUCAGCUUUGAUGCUUCAAAGAUUGAUGGCCCAAACAGCCUAGCCACCUGGGCUGGAAACAGAGAAUCUCUUGUUAUUCAUGCUGCUCUUGAGUUUCCUCCUAGAGGGGAAAAGAGACAUAUCCUUCUGCUCAAACACAGUGGGCUUGAGCUGUGAAGGAAGCCAUGGAGACAGAGUCAAACUACCCAUCUCUGAUCUCUGAUCUCUCUCUUGAUCCUCCAAUUUCUGAGGACUUCCUUCUCUCUCUUCUUCAAGCUUUCCCAAUUAUAGCAGGUCAGAUAAAGAUGGGAACUUGGAAGCUUGACAAACACAAGGGAAGAGUUGUAGUGGGCAGAAAGCUUCAAACUUAGGUGGGUUAUUGCUUUGGGGGCUCCUUCCUCUUUUUCUCUUUUGCUUUGCUUGGAUUCUUGGCAAUUCGGAAGAAAUUGAUGGGUCUUGAGAUUGGGUUUCUUGCAAGUUUGAACAACAGAAAGAAAAAGUACCACAGGGAGGAAUUUUGGGAGAGAUUUAAGCCUG